Molecule: messenger RNA, 2729 nt
Organism: Solanum verrucosum
Lineage: Eukaryota; Viridiplantae; Streptophyta; Magnoliopsida; Solanales; Solanaceae
Product: YTH domain-containing protein ECT4-like
Exons: 9
Coding region: 183-2297 (704 amino acids)
Biological process (GO): mRNA destabilization
Cellular component (GO): cytoplasm
Molecular function (GO): mRNA binding
Source: RefSeq, a predicted model, not a curated record
UCUCUCUCUCUCAAAACCCAAACCUAAACCCUCUUUUUAUUUCUUUUUUCUCUCUCUCUCUACUUGUGUGGCGGCUGAAACUCUCUCGAACCCAUCUCCUCUUCUAGGGUUUCUAUCUCCUUCCUUAAACCCUCUUCAUCUUCAGGGUUUUACAGCUUCUCCUGUUGAAGAUCUAGCUCGGAAUGGCUGCUGGUGCUCCUCCUGCUGAUCAAGCUGCAGAUUUGCUGCAGAAUUUGUCAUUGGAUUCUCGGAGUAAGACCCUUGAAAUUGCAGACGCAAAAAAGAAACCUUCUGGGAACCCUACACAUGGGGCAAACGGUCAGGUUCAGUCGACAGAUCGGUCUGUGACACCUGUGUUGCCGGAAUUCAUGGAUCCAAAUUUGUGCUAUGUUCCUAACAGUUAUACCUCAACAGCAUACUAUUAUGGAUAUGAUGCUUCUGCUAAUGAGUGGGAGGACUAUGCACGAUAUGCGAAUCCGGAAGGAGUUGAGAUGCCUGGAGUUUAUGGAGACAACAGCUCACUUAUCUAUCAUCAUGCCUAUGGAUAUGCACCCUAUAGUCCAUAUUCACCUGCUACUUCGCCUGUCCCUACUGUGGGGCAUGAUGGACAACUUUAUGGAUCGCAACAAUAUCACUAUCCGUAUUUCCAGCCACUCCCCCUGACCAGUACUUCAAACACUACUUCAGCUGCCCUGCCAAAAGGUGAGAUUGCCACCUCUGCAGCAGCUGCUGACCAAGCAUCAUUAUCUGUGGAUUCUGCUAAAGGUAACUCUAAUGUCGUUGCAAAUGGUGGUGUAAAGGGAAAUACUGGGCAUAUGCCUGUGAGGCCUGCAUUCCAGAAUUCAUCCUUAAAUGCUAAUGGUUCUUAUGGACCUGGCACAUUGCCUGGAGGAGCUGCUUCAGGUUAUCAGGACCCUAGACUGGGUUUUGAUGGUGUGCAUUCUCCCAUUCCAUGGAUUGAUGGGUCAAUGUUCACUGAUGGGCAAGCUAGGCCAGUGGCGAACAAUUCUUUUACGCCAUCAUUUUCUAAUGGCUACGCUGCUCCAUCAACAAAGAAUCAGAAUGUUCAUCCACAUGUAAUGGGCAUGCACCACCCAAGGCCUUCAUCUGGCGUGAACACAACUAAUGGGUAUAUGAAUAGGAUGUAUCCCAACAAAUAUUAUGGGCAGUUUGGGAACACAUUCAAUUCUGGCAUGGGGUUUGGGCCUAACCGGUAUGAUACUCGCGCUACAGGUCGUGGGUGGAUGACAGUUGAUAACAGGUCUAAACCCAGGGGUAGAGGAAAUAGUUUCUAUGGCUAUGGCAAUGAAAACAUGGAUGGUUUAAAUGAGCUCAACAGGGGACCGAGAGGUAAAGGAUCCAAGAAUCAGAAGAGUUUUACACCAGUUGCUCUGGCAGUCAAGGGGCAGAACAUCCCCCUUGCUGUAACCAAAGAUGCUGAGGAAGUUAAAUCAAGCCUGAUUCCUGACAGAGAACAAUACAACCAUCCAGAUUUUUCAGUGACAUAUGCUGAUGCCAAGUUCUUUAUCAUUAAGUCUUACAGUGAAGAUGAUGUGCACAAAAGCAUCAAAUAUAAUGUGUGGGCUAGCACACCAAAUGGCAACAAGAAGCUUGAUGCUGCUUACCAAGAGGCUCAACAAAAUUCUGGAGGCUGCCCAGUUUUUCUUUUCUUCUCAGUAAAUACAAGUGGACAGUUUGUUGGUGUUGCAGAGAUGGUAGGGCCAGUUGAUUUCAACAAGAAUGUGGAGUAUUGGCAGCAAGACAAGUGGGUCGGCUGUUUUCCUGUCAAGUGGCACAUUGUGAAGGAUGUACCAAAUAGCUUGUUGAAACACAUCACACUGGAAAACAACGAGAACAAGCCUGUUACGAACAGCAGAGAUACUCAGGAGGUUAAAGUGGAGCAGGGUCUGCAAGUGCUCAAGAUAUUUAAGGAUCAUAUUAGCAAACAGUGCAUCCUUGAUGAUUUUGAGUUCUAUGAGGAUCGUCAGAAGAGAAUUCAGGAUAAGAAGGCCAAGCAACAGCUAUUCCAGAAGCAGUCUCAGGUAUGGGAAGGUAAAGCUACUGAAGAAAAGAACAGAGAUAAUUCAAAGGUUGACCUCAAGUCACAGAAACCUUCAGAAGUUUCUGCUUGUUUGAACAAAGAAAAUUUACCGGCUGCUGCCCAGACUACCACUGUGGAAGUCAAGCUUACCGAAACUGUACCAGUUACAAAAUCAGGAGAUGAUGUGAAGGAUGCUAAACCAGUCACUGUAUCAGAAAAGAAACCUGUAGCAAAUGGGGCUUCUAAUGGGUGCUAACUUCAGCUAAUGAAAGGGUGGUCUGUGGUUAAGAGGUCCUAGAUUGGAGCUUUAUGACUACAUGAUAUGCACAUGAGUGGUGCUUGGUUAGAUCUCAUAACCAUGGCUUCCCUUGUUAUAUCCGAGCAGCAUUUGGAGUUGGUUGUUGCUGGAAAUAAGUUCUCAGAGAAAAUUCAAUAUUUGGCAGGAAGUCUAGAGUCAUCUGUUUCUAGAAGAGUUGGGAAAGUAUGGAAGCCCCAUUUUCCCUCGUGGGACAGUUUCUUGGUGUUUUAGCUUUGAUUAGUUUCAGACCUUGGUUUGGGUUUAUGAAUUUUUUUUGUUUCUUUCGUCUUGUGGCUUAUUUUAGGCAAUUACCUUUUUCCUUGUCAAGUUACAUGGGUUUUAGAUGAGGGUUUUUGUUAUAUUAGUCUAUCUUAUCAAUCUGUUGUGGCA